Dermacentor silvarum is the source of this 521-nucleotide messenger RNA. RefSeq lists its product as uncharacterized. The transcript has 3 exons. Lineage: Eukaryota; Metazoa; Arthropoda; Arachnida; Ixodida; Ixodidae. The record is from RefSeq and is a predicted model, not a curated record. The coding region runs from base 102 to 521 and encodes 139 amino acids.
UCAGACUUAGGAUCUCGCUCUCGUGCACGUUAUAACCUUGCUGCUGCUACCGGCCUUAGAUAGCAGUUCGGCCAAGACACAGCGGCAGUCGUCAGGCCCCGAUGCGGCAAACCAUAACCAGGAAGAUGGGACUCGCCUCCCUUCUUGCUGUGGUCCUCUUCAUUGCCGGAGUGCCGGCAUUGACGUUCUCCCAACGUUAUGAACUGAAAGGUUCACCAAAUGCGGCUUACUCCGGAGAAAUUUUCGGUGCGCCUGAAUCGCUUGGUGGCGGAUACGAGACAGGAAACCUGCGGGCCAUCAACACGGGAUCGAUGCCGGGUCUUCAUCCACAAAUGCCAAGUGGUCCCUACGGAAGCCAGAUGGGAUUCCAGCCUUUCCAUCAGCUUCAACCGCUGAAUCGGUACGCCCUAGGUAACGCUUUGUUCCGGGCGACGAGCGCCAUGGUGAAUAACGGAGAACCAGUGUACGGAGAUGGACUUUACGGCGGUGCUUUUGGAAACCAUAGGAGUCCUGGUAAGUGA